Molecule: messenger RNA, 2289 nt
Organism: Sceloporus undulatus (fence lizard)
Lineage: Eukaryota; Metazoa; Chordata; Lepidosauria; Squamata; Phrynosomatidae
Gene: DTL
Product: denticleless E3 ubiquitin protein ligase homolog
Exons: 15
Coding region: 91-2226 (711 amino acids)
Biological process (GO): proteasome-mediated ubiquitin-dependent protein catabolic process; mitotic G2 DNA damage checkpoint signaling
Cellular component (GO): nucleus
Molecular function (GO): protein-macromolecule adaptor activity; protein binding
Source: RefSeq, a predicted model, not a curated record
AGAGGAGGCGGCUUUGGCGCGUAGUUCGGGUUGGCGGGAAUUCGGGAGAAGAAGAGUUUAGUCGUUUCCAGUUGCGUUGCGGUUGUUGCCAUGUUGUGUCGCUCUCUCCUCCGCCGCUGCCGGGAUGGGCCUCAGGGUCUGCCAGCCAGAAUUUCCGUACAGCACCUUCUAAAGGGGUAUUGUUGUGCUAUAGAAGAUGACUUUCCAUCUUAUGGAGAAAUAGGGCUACCAGUUCCUCCUUUUGGGUGCACCUUUUCAACAGCUUCAGGUGCACAACAUAUCCUUGCCGUUGCAAAUGAAGAGGGAAUCGUUAGACUGUAUGAUACUCAUACUCAAAAAACGUACAGAAAAGUUUUUGGAGAGUGGCAAGCUCAUUCAAAUGCUGUUUUUGAUCUUGCCUGGAUGCCCAAAGAACACACAAUUGUUACUGCCUCAGGAGACCAGACAGCGAAACUGUGGGAUGCUAUGACUGAAGAAUUGCUGGGGGUAUGCAAAGGACAUCAGUGCAGUCUCAAGUCAGUUGCUUUCUCUAAAUUUGAGAAAGCGGUGUUCUGUACUGGAGGAAGAGAUGGAAACAUAAUGGUCUGGGAUGUUCGAUGCAAUAAGAAAGAUGGAUUUUACAGACAGGUGAAACAAAUAAGUGGUGCCCACAACGUAACAGACAAGCAGACACCAUCUAAUCUAAAGAAGAAGAAGCAGAGCGUAAGAGGGCUUGCUCCGUCAGUGGACUUUCAGCAAAGUGUGACAGUGGUGCUACUUCAGGAUGAACACACCUUAAUUUCAGCAGGGGCAGUUGAUGGUGUCAUCAAGGUAUGGGACUUGCGAAAGAACUACACCACUUACCGUCAGGAUCCAUUACCUUCCAGGUCUUUCGGCUAUCCUGGGAAUAGCACACGUAAACUAGGUUAUUCUAGUCUUGUUCUGGAUUCAACUGGUACCAGCUUGUUUGCUAAUUGUACCGAUGACAAUAUAUACAUGUUUAGCAUGUCAAGCUUUAAGACCACUCCAGUCUCAGUUUUCAGUGGGCAUCAAAACUCCAGCUUCUAUGUCAAAUCCAGCAUCAGUCCAGAUGACCAGUUCUUGCUUAGUGGCUCCAGCAACACGCAUCCCUGUAUCUGGAAGGUAUCUGAGCCCCAUCUUCCUCCCAUUAUGCUCCAUGGUCAUGGUCUAGAAGUCACCUCUGUUGCUUGGUGUCCAUCUGACUUCUCUAAGAUUUCCACAUGUUCAGAUGACAACACCGUCAAGAUAUGGCGCUUUAACAGACGCUGUGUGGAAGCAGAUUGGCGAAUAAAAAAAAGCUUGGUAGGUUGGACCUACCAGAAGAAAAUGCAAGGACAAAAUGGAACUGGAACUCUUUGGAGAAGACACAGUACUCCUGUCAAAGUACUUCCAGCAGGAAGCCCCUCUAUUUCUUCCCCACAGCUUGCAGUUUGCGCUCCAGCUUACACAGGAGAUCUUCCUUUUCCCACCAACACACCUACAUGGUCUUCAGACAACACUCCAACCUUCACAACAAGUACCUCUGCUCCAGCAAAGCAGCAGAUGGAAGGCACAUCACCCAAACCAGCACCUUCCUCAGCAAUGUCCAUUAGACAGUGGGUUACCAAGACUCCAAGUUCAUCUCCUCCUGUGAAAGGAGUGAAGGUGCUUUCUCCACAGAAGGAACUUUCUGGGGCCACAUUUGCUUCUAAGUCAUCACACUUGAGGUCUGAAGUGCGAGCCAAGAGGAGGCUGGAAUCAAGCAAGGAGGUAAAUGCAAAGUGCCUGAAAAGCUGCAACUGUGUCGCUGAACUUCACCCGGUCUCUAAAAAGCCCAGGCUAGAGCAGGACACUCUGGCAGAUUCAAAGCCUUGUGAAGGAAACUGCCUUACCCUUGGUGGAUCAGCCCAAGCCACAGAAAGCCUGAUGAAAGAACCUCUUCCUUCUCCUGGAAGCCCUGGUUCUUCUGCAGGCUUCCAAAAUCUUUCUCGUCUCAAGUCCUCCUGUGAUGAAAUGGCUGACAAGGAGAAUGGUUGUCCUGACAAAAGAAACUGGCUGUCUGCUCUGGGAUAUAAGUUGCAGACUAACAAGUCUAAAAGCCCAAAUGGAACAUGCAGCAGAAAUCAGUUAUUUCAGAAUCUGGACUCAAAACAACAGGAAAGCAGGACAGGAGGACCUAUUUCAGCUACUUCUGUGCCCAUGAGGAAGAUUUGCACAUAUUUUGAAAGAAAAUCACAGAAAAACUGAAGAUAACUGUCCUUCUAGAUCACCUUAAUGCUGUACCAAUUAUGAAAUACCAUAAGUGGAUUU